UUGACUUUCCAUUUAUAAACAUUAUUAUCCUUCCAUCUUUCCUUAAAACGAUCAUGCUCGUCCCCUUUUCCAUAUCCCUCUCCAUAUUACCAUUGCUCCUCACUUCUCUCUCUUCCAGCGCCCUACCCCAAUCGGAACUGCGGCAUCGCUCAGUCUACCAACUCCUUACAGAUCGCUUUGCCCGACCAGACCAGCAGAUUGCACCCUGUGAUGUUGCAAAAAAGGAGUACUGUGGAGGAGGAUGGAAGGGUGUGGAGCAGAGGCUGGAUUAUAUAAAAGGGAUGGGGUUCGAUACAAUUUGGAUAUCGCCGAUCGUCGCCAACAUCCAACUUGACCCAGGUGCACGUUCAUUUCACGGGGACCCAUAUCAUGGCUACUGGGGUUCCAACAUAUAUGAGCUAAAUCACCAUUUCGGAACUCCCCAGGACUUGCUUGACCUCAGCCAAGCACUACAUAAUAGAGGCAUGUAUCUUAUGGUGGAUGUCGUAGCAAAUCAUGUCGGAGCGCAGGACCACGUAUCUUUCGUGCCCUCUUCCGAUUAUGGUCCCUUUUCGUCGCCUUCUGAUUUCCACGAGUACUGUCAGCCUGACUGGGAUGUUCAGGAAGAAAUCGAGCAAUGCUGGGUCGGUUCUCAAACGCCGGACCUCAACACCGAAUCCCCCCAUGUCAUCUCCACGCUCAACACCUGGAUCCACCAUCUCGUUUCCACGUUCCAAAUAGACGCUCUCCGCAUCGACACUGUCAAGCACGUCAGGAAAGAUUUCUGGAAAGGUUUUAUAGAGAGCGCAGGUGUAGCGUGUUUGGGAGAAGUAUUGAAUGGAGACCCGACGUAUUUGGCGCUAUAUCAGAGGGAAGCGAUGGGGAGUAUAUUUGACUUUGCCACGUACUGGCAUAUUCAACGGGCAUUCCAGUCUCCGCUGGGGUCGAUAUCAGAGCUGGUGAACAUGAUCAAACUCCUUCAUCGACUUUUCCCAGACCCAUCAUCACUAGGAUCUUUUCUCGAUAAUCAUGACUUCCCCAGGUUUGCUGGUAAGACCGAUGAUCAGGCUCUUAUUCGCAAUGCGAUGGUUUAUCCUUUCAUCAACGAUGGCUAUCCAAUCCUCUAUUCGGGCCAAGAACAUAAUCUGCAAGGCGGGGAUGAUCCCUAUAACAGGGAAGCAAUUUGGCUAUUUGGAUAUGACGAGUCUUCUCCUACAUACAAUAUGAUCAAAUCCCUCAAUAACGCCCGCCGUAUCGCAUCGUCAUCCCCAUCAUUCCCCGCCCUUCUCCGCCCUUUCCAGCACGGUAACCAUACCAUCGUUAUGUCCAAAGCUCCCCUCCUUUCCAUCCUCAACAACCACGGUUCUUCGUCAUGUCAUAUAACAGGAGGGGCAAGAGCUAUCCCGAUGCAUAUCCCCCCGUCGCAAACAGGGUACAAAGGUCUUCUCCCCGUUAUUAACGUCUUGACCGGACGAAUAUACUCUACCGAUCCUUACGGUGGACUAACUAUCACUAUCGUCCGAGGCGAACCUCUCGUCUUCAUUCCUCUUAUCCUUUACCACUCUCCCAACCCUGUGGAAGUGCCGGAUAGUGAGUGGAAGGGGGUGCUGAUAAAUGAAAAAGGGAAGGGGAAGCGGAGCGGGAAGGACGGUGAAGGAGAUGAGGAUAGGCCGGAGAUGACGAGGAGGUGGAGUCCCGCGGGACCGUGGAGCCCAAGGAUGAUGAGCGGAUUUGGAGGCUGGAUGGGAUGGUGGAGAGGGUGGGGAAGUGGGGGUGGUAACGGGGAUUUGUGAAAAGGACUUUUGUUUGUUUAUGUGAGGUCUGAAGUGGGCUGGUCCCUUAGAUGAGAAAAGGAGGGUGUAUCGAUAUUUCCUCACUCAUGCGCCAGUUUGUAUUUUUAUUAUUAUUUUUUAGCAUUAUGACUGCCAAUUUACAAUAUCGCCAGAGCAGUCUAAAUUCAUGAGAG
This is a messenger RNA of Cryptococcus deneoformans JEC21, 1945 nucleotides long. RefSeq names its product Alpha-amylase A precursor, putative. The record is from RefSeq and is a predicted model, not a curated record. Bases 54 to 1772 code for a protein of 572 amino acids. NCBI's taxonomy places the organism in Eukaryota, Fungi, Basidiomycota, Tremellomycetes, Tremellales, Cryptococcaceae. The transcript is spliced from 9 exons. Gene Ontology annotation, molecular function: calcium ion binding; alpha-amylase activity. Gene Ontology annotation, biological process: carbohydrate metabolic process.